Messenger RNA from Hordeum vulgare subsp. vulgare (domesticated barley), 1713 nucleotides. Its product is annotated as hydroxycinnamoyltransferase 2. Gene Ontology annotation, molecular function: acyltransferase activity, transferring groups other than amino-acyl groups. The transcript is spliced from 2 exons. Lineage: Eukaryota; Viridiplantae; Streptophyta; Magnoliopsida; Poales; Poaceae. The coding region runs from base 159 to 1484 and encodes 441 amino acids. The record is from RefSeq and is a predicted model, not a curated record.
CCCCCGCUAGCUCACCAGCUCUCCACCAAGAGCUACCAAACGCCCUGCUUUAAUUUUAAUCAUCGCCGCUGUUGCUUCUCCCACGCGCGUUCCACGUACAUCGCUCGUUUUUCUUGCGCCUAGUAGUCUGUCUGCCCGCCAGAUCUGCAUCCGCGGAGAUGAAGAUCACGGUACGGGGAUCGACGGUCGUGGUGCCGGCGGAGGAGACGCCGCGGCUCCGGCUGUGGAACGCCAACCCGGACCUGGUCGUGCCGCGGUUCCACACCCCGAGCGUCUACUUCUUCCGGCGCGGCGCGGGGGAGGAGGAGGCGGACCGCUACUUCGACGCGGAGCGGAUGCGCCGGGCGCUGGCGGAGGCGUUGGUGCCCUUCUACCCGAUGGCGGGGCGGCUGGCCCGCGACGAGGACGGGCGCGUGGAGAUCGACUGCAACGCGGAAGGGGUGCUCUUCGUGGAGGCCGACGCGCCCGACGGCACCGUCGACGACUUCGGCGACUUCGCGCCCACCAUGGACCUCAAGCGCCUCAUCCCCGCGGUCGACUUCACCGGGGGCAUCUCCUCCUACCCGCUCCUCGUGGCCCAGGUGACCCACUUCAAGUGCGGAGGCGUCGCCCUCGGCAUAGGCAUGCAGCACCACGUCGCUGACGGCUUCUCCGGCCUGCACUUCAUCAACUCAUGGGCCGACCUCUGCCGCGGCGUGCCGAUUGCCGUCAUGCCGUUCAUUGACCGCACCCUCCUCCGCGCACGCGACCCGCCGACCCCGUCCCACCCGCACAUCGAGUACCAGCCCGCGCCCGCCAUGCUGGACUCGGAGGAGCCGCAGGCCCUCACCGCCAAGCCGGAAGCGCCACCCACGGCUGUGGACAUCUUCAAGCUGUGCCGCGCCGACCUCGGCCGCCUCCGCGCCCAGCUCCCCACGGGCGAGGGCGCGCCGCGGUUCAGCACCUACGCGGUGCUCGGGGCGCACGUGUGGCGGUGCGCGUCCCUGGCCCGUGGCCUGUCCCCAGAGCAGCCCACCAAGCUGUACUGCGCCACGGACGGGCGGCAGCGGCUGCAGCCCGCGCUCCCGGAGGGCUACUUCGGCAACGUCAUCUUCACCGCCACGCCGCUCGCGGUGGCGGGCAAGGUGACUGGCUCGCUGGCGGACGGCGCGACCACGAUCCAGGCGGCGCUGGAGGUGAUGGACAACGAGUACUGCCGCUCGGCGCUGGACUACCUGGAGAUGCAGCCUGACCUGUCGGCGCUGGUCCGCGGCGCGCACACGUUCCGGUGCCCCAACCUCGGGCUCACCAGCUGGGUGCGCCUGCCCAUUCACGACGCCGACUUUGGCUGGGGCCGGCCCGUGUUCAUGGGCCCCGGCGGCAUCGCGUACGAGGGGCUCGCCUUCGUGCUCCCCAGCGCCAGCCGCGACGGCAGCCUGUCGGUGGCCAUCUCGCUGCAGGCCGAGCAUAUGGAGAAGUUCCGGAAGAUGAUCUUUGACUUCUGAUCAAAGGAAUAAAACAAGCGUCCAGCGCGCAACGCAGAAACAAACAAGCAGCACCGGAGUAAUUGUAGGAUGCAGCAAUGAUUCUUUGAUUACACACGUAGUUCCUGCACGUUUUCCCUUCCCUCUUUCCACUUUGGGCAAGACGAAUUUUGUGCAUCUUUAUCAAAUUUCCGACAAAUGUAUCUAUUUAAUGAACAUGUCAAUGCAUGCAAACAUAUGAAGUUUUUUC